Molecule: messenger RNA, 2602 nt
Organism: Syngnathoides biaculeatus (alligator pipefish)
Lineage: Eukaryota; Metazoa; Chordata; Actinopteri; Syngnathiformes; Syngnathidae
Gene: smim29
Product: small integral membrane protein 29
Exons: 4
Coding region: 183-482 (99 amino acids)
Source: RefSeq, a predicted model, not a curated record
UAGGAGGAGCGGCGGUAUCAUGCGGGAGUCACAUGAAUGUAAAGGAUGAGGCCUGAUCAACAAGGGAGCAUCUCGAGGAGACAGCCGCUGCACAGUGUGUGUCCCUGGGUGGGCGUUUGGUGUUUCCUGUGAAGGUCCUGCAUAAGCAGCCCCCUGCAGCCCCCUUGCCCUGAUUGUAUGCAAUGAAUAGCACCACUCCGUCCCCCACCAUCAAUGGGGAUGUGGCGGUCAGCUAUGUGUUGGUGCCAUUCUUCCUCAUCACCGUCAUUGGAAUAGCUGCAGCGGUGAUCUUGUAUAUUCGUAAAAAACGGAGACUUGAUAGACUUCGCCAUCAGUUGCUACCAAUCUACUCCUAUGACCCCUCAGAGGAGGUGAAUGAAGCUGAGCAAGAGAUGCUGUGGCGAGAAGAGGACACCAGAGUUGUUCAAGGUUGGGCAAGAAGGUACCAACAACGACGCCCUCUUCUGACCGAAGAUGCUUGAAGAAUACAAACCAUGACAAUGCAAGACAAAUAUCUGCACUAACAACAAAAGCAUUGCUUCCCCCCCCCGGCUUCCCCUUUAAUGUUUCAAUACAACAAGUCAGGCAUUUGCAGUACGAACAACCUUCAUCAUAUUUAUUUCUUCACAAUCUUUUACUGGAUUUUGGUGACCCGUGUUAAAACGGAACAUCUUUCCAGAGCAUAUAAAUUUCUUUUCGUUUAAUUCAGUCCCGUGCCUACCGCUCACACGUCAGUCCAGCUAAUCGAGUAUUCCUGAACAUUCUGGACCCGCCAUUGUGUUGGAAUUCAUUCUGGACUGCAGCUUUUGCGGCGCCUUAGGAAAAACACCUUCGCAGAUCACAAAAGAGAAAGUAAUCAUCUCUCUGAAUAAGUGAGCUGUUCAUGAAAACAAAAAGUUUUCGGGUGACUCACUUUCUAUUUCAUUCAAAGAAUGCCGAGGAUCUUUUUUUUUUUUAUUUUCCCCCCUCGAAAAAAAACAAAACAAAAAACAUCCGUGUCCCGUGAUCUAGAUCGUGUGGGUUUUGCCAAAUCCUGUGAGUCGCAAGGAUGGCAUGAAAACCUCAGGAUGAACAUAAACAAGAUCCGGCGUUCUUCUGAAUGACUCCCGCUCCAAAUAUGUCCUGUGCAGAAGACGUGACAGCAGCACAGGUUCACCCUCCAGCCAGAGAUGAAUGCCAUGGUUGUGACUGUAUCCAAUGAUAGGACCCCCCCCCCCCCCCAUUUAUUCAAAGCCAUUCUGGACUCUUAGUAGUUAGUGCCGACGCAUCACACAGAAUGUACUAGUUCAGUGCAUUUGAGCAAGUUAUGCAAUGUGAUUGAGAGACCAGGUUAUUUGGUUGAAAUGUAAACCUCAUCUGAUUCGUUGAGCCACGUUUUCCUCAAACUAUUUUAACUCUUGUACGGUCAUACGAGAAUUGUACUUGUUACUGAGCCACUGAAUUCUACUACAGCUUGAAUGGAUCGAUGUAAAUUUUGUCUGCACUGUUAUGAAACCCACCUCUGAGAUAUUCUUUCUGCUCUCAGUUGUUGCUUUUAAGUUUGCUGAAGAAAACAUUUGUCAAUGUAGAUUUUUUUUUUUUUUUAAACGUCUGAGGAUUGCAUUGUCGGUACAACAGGAUCAGUCAUUACUAGUUUAUUACACUGGGUGUAAUGACAGAAUAUAUACUUUGACCAAAAACAUUUUGUUUUGUUAUUUGUAAAUGUAGAUUUUGCAUUGAGAGAUUUACUCGUCUCGAAGCUUACUGUUUUGAUCCUAUAGAGCUCGUGGACCUACGUCACCGAAGUCACGUGACUGGCCAUAUUGACGGUCUAGCAAAGCAUUCUUCAAUGCUAAGUUGGUUGGAGACGGCACGAAAAUACGUCUUAUAGUACGACGCCCAGAGUUUUGUCCGAUACCGUUAAACGUUUAGAAGGUUAUAAUAAACAAAGGUACAUGGAAAAAUGAGAGACACUUGGCAUAGAGGACCCAUAUUUAAUGCCGAAGUCGAUGUUUUCGCCGAAAAGAAAGUGGACUGUUAACCCGCUUCUGCUUGUCUUGGACAACUGAAGCUACACAUGGAUCUGGUGAAUAAGUUGUCAAGAAUUACACGGAUGAGUUUGAAAGCGUAGAAAAGUCUGGACGCUUACAAAAUACUUUGUUGCUGGAUCUGUUCUCAAUCAAGAAUAAAUCCCACAUUGUGAUGGAGCCACUCAGAUUUUUUUCAAUACAAAUACCAAUAUUUAAAUAAAUGACCCCUGGUUAGAGCACUGGUUUGGUAAACCAGAGGUUGUGGGUUCGUAUCCCACUGGGGCCUCCACUCCCUGAGAAGGGUUGCGUCAGGAAGGGCAUCCGGCGUAAAAAUUGUGCCAAACAUAUAUAUGCGUUCAUCUGAGAUGACACGCUGUGGCAACCCCGAAAGGGACAAGCCGAAAGAAACACACACACCCCUGGUUUUACACAAAUUCGCAUUCAUUAACUAUGAUGGGGGGGGGUGAAGACAGCGAGUCGGCUCCUGUGUGCACGAAGUGUGUUGCGGCCACACGUUAAACUUUGGUAAACCUCUCUGUGACGUUUUUUUUUUUAAAUAUGCAUUGUUCUCAAAUGAGUCCAAUGCGUAUUUA